This is a messenger RNA of Neofelis nebulosa (Clouded leopard), 2245 nucleotides long. RefSeq names its product deoxynucleotidyltransferase terminal interacting protein 1 (gene DNTTIP1). NCBI's taxonomy places the organism in Eukaryota, Metazoa, Chordata, Mammalia, Carnivora, Felidae. Bases 28 to 912 code for a protein of 294 amino acids. The transcript has 12 exons. Gene Ontology annotation, cellular component: nucleus. Gene Ontology annotation, molecular function: DNA binding; nucleosome binding. The record is from RefSeq and is a predicted model, not a curated record.
UCUGAAGUUGUGGGGGCCGGGGGAGCCAUGGGGGCCACUGGCGACGCCGAGCAGCCGCGGGGACCCAGCGGGGCAGAGCGGGGCGGCCCCGACCUGGGCGACGCGGGCGCAGCGGGGCAGCUGGUUCUCACGAACCCUUGGAACAUAAUGAUAAAGCACCGGCAGGUGCAGCGAAGGGGCCGCCGCUCACAGAUGACGACAAGUUUCACAGAUCCUGCUAUCUCCAUGGACCUCCUCCGAGCUGUUCUCCAGCCUAGCAUCAAUGAGGAGAUCCAGACUGUCUUCAACAAGUACAUGAAGUUCUUCCAGAAGGCAGCACUGAAUGUGAGAGACAAUGUGGGGGAAGAAGUGGACGCAGAGCAGCUGAUCCAGGAGGCCUGUCGGAGCUGCCUGGAGCAGGCUAAACUACUGUUUUCAGAUGGAGAAAAAGUAAUACCCAGAUUGACCCAUGAACUUCCAGGGAUAAAGCGUGGCCGACAGACAGAAGAAGAAUGUGCCCAUCGAGGAAGCCCCAUUCCCAAAAAGAGGAAGGGACGGCCUCCUGGACACAUGCUGUCAAAUGACCGGGCGGCUGCCGGCAUGGUAUGGAAACCAAAAUCCUGUGAACCAAUUCGCCGAGAAGGCCCCAAGUGGGACCCAGCCCGGCUGAAUGAAUCUACCACCUUUGUCUUGGGAUCUCGAGCCAACAAGGCCCUGGGGAUGGGGGGCACCAGAGGGAGAAUCUACAUCAAGCACCCGCACCUCUUUAAGUACGCAGCUGACCCCCAGGACAAGCACUGGCUGGCCGAGCAGCAUCACAUGCGGGCAACAGGAGGGAAGAUGAUUGCACUCGUGGAUCACAACACUCUUCUACCAGACACAGCUAUAGAAUCUUCCCAACACAGUGAUCCAGGCAGCACCUCUUGUCAGUAGGAGUUAGCACAUGCAGUAAAACUUGUUUGCCACACCUAGCAGCCCUUUCCAGAAUCACCUCUGCUUAAAGAGUACUUAGCUUAUAUCAAGCAACAAUCUUGGGGAAAAUCAUCGCUGUGUGUGUUCUAAAAGUAGCAGGGUUUUGUUCAUCACAUGCAGUGUCUCCCACCUGAGGCCUCAGUCGCACCACUGUGACUGCACCUGUUAGAACUCAGUGGCCUUGCGAACCAGUAUGCCAUCUCCUUUCUGGCAAGGAAAAACCAUCUUCUUUUUAGUACUCUUCUUAUUCCUACCCCCUGUUUAAGAAGAUGUCAGGGAGCUUAGCACUGAUACAUAAAACGCAACAUAACAUAAAUAAGAAAUCGAUGGGAAAAAGGAAGGACAGGAUCUAAAGUUAAGCGAUAAGCAAGAUGAGCUUUAUUUCUUUUUUAAUUUUUAUUUUUGAGAGAGAAAGCAUGAGCAGGAGAGGGGCAGAGAGAGGGGGACAGAGGAUCCAAAGCAGGCUCUGCACUGAGAAGUAAGCCUGAUGCUGAGCUCGAGCUCACGAACCAUGAGAUCAUGACCUGAGCCGGAGUCGGAUGUUCAACCAACUGAGCCACCCAGGCGCUGCAAGACUAGCAGCUGACUUUUUUUAAUUUUUCUUAAUUGCUGACUUGAUAAACCAGCACACUUCCAUGGGUUUUCGCAAAUUUAGCUCUAGGCCCUUCUCAAGGACACCUCAUCUGUUAGAUAGUUCACAGUGCUCAUAAGGUGAAAACAGAUUCCUCAGGAGACACACAAUCCUGACCAUAAGAGCAGAAAGAACUGUCUCUCACAGAAGACUUUCUCAUGUGACGGAUGACAUCCCCUUUAUGGUAAGCUCAUGAGAGGGCUCUCUCCCACUGCAGACCGUGGCAUUGUGCCAAAGCUGUUCUGUAGGCCCCAGGACCACAGCAGUGUGUGCAGCUUCUCAUGUUUUCCCUUUUGCCAUGAAGUUCAAAACCAGAUUAUCUUCGUUCUUAGAGUUAACAUAUGGCUUCCUCCUCCUGAUUUCCUGUUUCCAUAUGUGUUUUGCUAGCUCUCUUGCCAUUUCAUUUUAAGCUACCUCAGAGGCCUUUUUUAAGAGGAAAGGGCCAUAAAUAAGUCACCAGUCCCACUCCCUAACCCAUAAAGUUUCUAUAUGUGUGAAAGGUGGUCUCAGGGCGCUGUUCCCCAGUCUCUCCCUACUCACUCUCCCCUCCUAAAUUGUAGAUCGUGCCCCUCUCCCUUCCAGACCUGACAGUAAGCACAUGUGUAAUCAAGUGUUGUUGAGUUGAAUUGAAUCAAAGGCAGUGACCACUCUCCUUUGCUCCUG